CGACGGAGACGUAACCGUCGAUACGUGCUUUCUAACAUACCCGGGCAGUUCGAAGCUUCGAAAAGUUUUCGUCGUCUCUUGGUGCUCCAACUCCUCCGUUUCUCUGCUCGCUCUGCUUCGUACAGCUCAAGCUUCCUGUCGAUUCGAUUCGAUUCCUUGACCUAGCCUGAUUGAUCGGACGGUCCAGAAGCUCCUCAAGCCAUGUCCAUGUUCAAGUUCUGGGGAUCUCAGGAGGAACAAACUCAGCCGCGGCCGGAGGUUGUUACUCCUUCACAGUCAUGGUACCCUCCAUCUGUAGUUAACUCUCCAACCUCUUCUCGCCCUGGAACUCCAAGCAGCACCUCUUCUAGCAGUUUGAGCUACCAAAGGCCUACAGAGAAGGCACCGUCUCCAUCGCAUGUUUCGCCCGCAGAAGCUGCUGUUGUUAUUAAUGUUUUGAAGGACAAAAGGGCUGAUCAAUUCUUCAACUUACUACUGAUGACAAUGUUCUUAGCUUUAUCGCCCCAUAUAUAGGUUGUUAUUUAUCUA
This is a messenger RNA of Prunus avium (sweet cherry), 528 nucleotides long. NCBI's taxonomy places the organism in Eukaryota, Viridiplantae, Streptophyta, Magnoliopsida, Rosales, Rosaceae. The record is from RefSeq and is a predicted model, not a curated record.